AAAUUAGUUUUUGUAAUGGCUAGCACUAUUGGUUACAGUUCUCUCUGGCUCCUAUUGAAAGAUGCCCAAGGGGAGAAGAGUGGAUCCCUACUUACAUUCAGAAAGAAAAAAGAUGUACCUGUCCUGAGAGGAUCUCUUCUUGUUGCCCUCCCACCUAAAGACACACCAUCCGGGGCUGAUGGGAAACCAGCUCACAACUAUGGUGUGCACAAUGAAGACAUCACCUUGUACUGCUCUGAAUUUGACAUUGCCCCACUCACUAACUACGAGUUCCAGCUACUCAGUGGAAUAUCAGCGUUAGGAGCACGAUACAACUCGUUCAUUGAUGACAAUCAUGAAUGGGGCUCCAAAUUGAGACUGGGUGCUACUGUGUACAUUGCAUUACCAACUAAAGAAGCCUUCGCUAACACCGGUUGUCAAGCUGUGGUGAGGUGGAUUGGAACUCUACCUGGAGAGAUGGGGAUUAAGUUUGGAAUAGAAAUCAUUGAUGAGAAGUAUCGAGGGUCAGGGUCCACCAAUGGCUUGUUCCAACAUCGUCAAAUUUUCACUUGUGGCGACAAUUGUGGGAUGUUUGUGUCUCUGGAGAGGCUCAACUUCCGUCCAACAAGAACACCGACUGCUCAACCCACAAAAGCCACCCUACCUCACCAAGUGCUCUCUCGAUUGGGGCUGAAGGCAGACAGUGAAGGCAAAUCACAGAAUACACCAGGUGGCAGAGCAAAUACCUCUCAGGGACCAACAGCAAGUACUCGCUCUCAAGGACACACGAACAGUGGCUCUCGCUUUCACAAAGGAGACAGAGUGGUAACUCACAACAAGGAUCAAACUCCCAUUCAUGGCACAGUGAGGUGGACUGGAAUAGCCAAUACUGAGGGUGAUAAAGUGAAUGCCGUCGGAAUUGAAACGGAUAUUCCUGUCCAAAGAGGUGACUUUCUUAUUACUAUCACUGGAUUAAGUUCAAACUUUAGAUGUGAAAACUCGAAACACGGCAAACUUGUUGUUCCUGAGGAACUGGUUCAAACAGAAAUGAAGGAAAAACAGAGGAGAGUUGAAGAGAGGCAGAGAAAAGAAGAGGAAUUAGCACGCCUGCAUGAGGGAAUGAAAGCUGCUAGAGUUGUAAACCCUUCUGGUUCCUGUGUCGAUUCACCCGACAGCCAUCACUCUGAGAGUCGUCCGCCAGCCAUCUAUGACAUCAUGCCUGGGGCUGGCAACAAGCAGCCUGAUGUGAUAGUCAUUGCUCCUGAAUCUCAGGAUUCUACUAAGCAUCAGUUUGUAAUUGGCUCUCGAGUUAAGUUUUCUGACCCACCUCGAUACGGUGAGAUUUGCUGGAUGGGCAACUUCCCUCAAGUCAAUGGACUGAUAGCGGGAGUAGAGUUGGAGGAGGAUAUGGAUGGCUGUACUGAUGGUACUUGGCAGGGGACGAGGUGUUUCUCUUGCAAGUACGGCCGAGGAUUCUUCUGCCCUGUCACAGCACUCCAUCCUGACCAGCGUGGAUAUGCCCCCUCGAGACAGCCACUCCCACUCCAUGCUGCUCCUAUGAACAUCUCCAAAGGCUCUGCUGUUCAGUUCGGUGACUCUCAAAACCCGUGGUAUGGGAUUGUGCGGUGGAUUGGGAUCCUCCCUGGCGAACAGGAGCUAGUGGCAAGGAUUGAGCUGGAAGAGUAUUCUGAUCGUUGUGGAGAUGGAGAGUUGAAUGGCGUCCGUUACUUGCAAUGUGGCUAUGGCAGGGCAACCUUCUAUCCAGUGGCUCGUCUCCAACCUGACCAGAGAUAUGCUGACUCAGCACCUGCUCAUGGAUUCCCAGCACAAACCGGCAUUAACCCUCUACAAGUGCCAUUCGAAGAGAACGUUGAUCAAACAACAGUGCCACACCCACUCCACUACGUGGGUGAUCAGAAGGGUAUCCAGGGAAACCAGAACUCUUGCUACCUGGACUCCACUCUCUUUGGAUUAUUUGCCCUCAGCGAUAUCUUUGAUGACAUGUUCCUGGAAGAAGAUAGUCACAGCACUGCUGACAUCAACAGACAGGCCAUCAGUAACAUGCUCUGGAAGGGAAUCGUCAACCCUCUCAGAAAGAAUGGUGUGGUGAGGUUUGAAUCCAUUAUGAAGAUGAGAAACAAGCUGGGUGAGCUGGGGAAGAUUGAGAAGGAGAAAGAUCCAGAGGAGUUUCUGAACAUGCUGUUUAAGCACGUACUACACGCAAGGCCAUUCAUCUCCAUCAGGCGUCCGUUUGGUGUGGAGCAAGAGUUCUUUGUCCAACUGUUUGUGGAGCCAGAUCCUAACAUCAAACUACCCACUGUGGGGAUACUCAUUACCAUGAUGUUCAAGGAGCAAAAUAUCUCAUUUACCAAGAUCCCAUCAAAAUUUCUCGUUCAAGUGCCACGAUAUGGAAGGGAGUUCAAAACUUACCAAAAAAUUGUGCCUGAUUUGAAGCUGAACAUUGCAGAGAUCACAGACUCAGGCAAAACCCCUCCUUGUAUGAUCUGUGGAGAGCCGUCCCAAUACAAGUGUUCCGAGUGUGUGAAUGAGCAUGAUGUCAGUAGCUGUGUGUAUUACUGUGCCACUUGCUGUCCACUGGCCCACAAGAAGGAUGAGAGAAAACAGCACAAGCCUGAGCCUGCAUUGAACAGCAAUAAUGAUGUCUACAAGUUGGACCUCCUCUCUGUGAUCUGCAUUGAGACCAGUCACUACGUUUGCUUCACUAGAGACCUCAACACUGACAAAUGGCUCUUCUUUGACAGUAUGGCCAACAGAGUCUUUGAUACGUACAACAUUCCACGUGUGACUGACUGCACUCGUGAGCUGAAUGAGUGGGUGUAUGAGGGAGACCAGGACAGGUUGAUCAACACACCACCAAGAGAGCUACCAGAGUUGGUCCGACGGUUCACUAAAGACAUGUACAUGUGUGUCUAUGUUCAGCCUGAUGUUGCUAUGUAUGGAGAUGAUGAAGAGGAGGAUUAUCUGAGUCCAGUCAGAGAGCCUUACUCCAUUGUUAGUGAAGGUGUUGUCCCAACAGUGCCCAAGCUGAAGGAGAAUAAGGAUGAUGUCAUAGAGGAGCUUAAACAAGAAAACAGAAAUCUUCAACAGAGAAUCGAAACCAAUCAGGCUGAACAAUCUAAACUAUUGGAAGCUGAGCUGCAACGAUACAAUGAGCGAGAACGUACCACUUCUCAAGAAAAAGAAGAGCAAAUACAACAUCACAAAAUGGAAAAGCACCAACUGGAAAGGCAAAAGCAAUACUUUCAACAGCAGGCUCAUGACAUGCAACGAAGGCUCGAGGUGGCAGAAAUCAAAACAAGUCAGUCAAAGUUUUCUAAGCUCCAAAUUCCGCGACUAGACCAAGACUCGUGGAAUGUACGAAGACAAGAAGUUGUGUUACAAGACAACCUAGGACAUGGUGCUUGGGGAUCAGUGUGUCGAGGGUUGUUCCGUGGUCAGCAAGUAGCAGUAAAGUGUGCACACAAAGAAAUACUCCACAAAAACACGAUUGAUCAGCUCAAGAGAGAGAUUCGAAUCAUGGCUCAUGUUCAACACCCCAACCUGGUGCGACUGAUUGCUGCUGUAGUGGACGCUGGUGUGGAAAGAGGUACUGACUCACCUCUGCUUGUUCUGGAGCUCUUGGAUACUGACGUCCGAUCCGCUUACAAGAGGAAAAUUGUCAAUUUCCAAAAGGAUGCUUUGUUAUCGAUAUUUCGAGAGGUGGCUUAUGCCCUCCACUACCUCCACGAGCAUCAAGAGCCCAUCAUCCACCGUGAUGUGAGUGCUCCCAACGUCCUCCUCCAGCAAAUACACCCAGGAGUUUGGAAGGCAAAACUAUCCGACUUUGGAUCAGCCAAUCUGGCUAAAAGCUGCAAGACAGCAGCUCCUGGUGCCAUUGUGUAUGCUGCCCCCGAAACCUUCCCACCAUCUAAUCUGGACGAUCCCCUUCCGAAACAAACUACAAAGAUUGAUGUGUACAGUUAUGGCUACCUCCUAGCUGAGGCCAUUGCCAAGGAGAUGCCUUCCCCUGAGAACAGAAGAGCAAUACUAUUACGUAUCAAGAGUGAGUGGGAACAAGUGUACGAUAUCAUAGCAGCUUGCAUCGAGAGCCAACCAGACAAUAGACUAUCAAUGACCCAAGUACUUGAAAAACUCAAUAAGCUGCCGUCUCAGUAACUAUUGCUUUAUAGCUAUAGUUUAUAGUUUUUGUUGUGCAUUUUAUUAUUAUCAAGAAUGCUAUUUCUGAUGAUAUUAUUUUUGUGUGUGCUUUUUACUGUACAUGCAUGAUAAUUAUUGUUAUGAUGAUCAUUACCAUUCCAUGCACUA
Halichondria panicea is the source of this 4305-nucleotide messenger RNA. RefSeq lists its product as uncharacterized. Bases 16 to 4155 code for a protein of 1379 amino acids. Gene Ontology annotation, molecular function: K63-linked deubiquitinase activity; protein kinase activity; ATP binding. Gene Ontology annotation, biological process: protein phosphorylation; protein K63-linked deubiquitination. Gene Ontology annotation, cellular component: cytosol. NCBI's taxonomy places the organism in Eukaryota, Metazoa, Porifera, Demospongiae, Suberitida, Halichondriidae. The transcript is spliced from 13 exons. The record is from RefSeq and is a predicted model, not a curated record.